GCAGCGUGGCGGUGGCUCUGGCGGUAGCGACGGCGGGCCAUAGGGCAACCGGAAGGUUUCCGGUUCCGGUGUAACGUUCGGGCUCCGUCUCAGGGGCUGAAGUUUGUGAGGUGUAGUACUUUGUCCGAUUUGAGCUCUUAGUCUCUGUUUCCUCCAAAAUGGCACUGUCUAAGCGGGAACUGGAUGAGCUGAAACCAUGGAUAGAGAAGACAGUGAAGAGAGUGCUGGGUUUCUCAGAGCCCACGGUGGUCACAGCGGCAUUGAACUGUGUGGGGAAGGGCAUGGACAAAAAGAAGGCGGCUGAUCACCUGAAACCUUUUCUUGAUGACUCCACUCUCCGAUUUGUGGAUAAGUUGUUUGAAGCUGUGGAGGAAGGCCGGAGCUCAAGACACUCCAAGUCUAGCAGUGACAGAAGCAGGAAACGAGAGUUAAAGGAGGUGUUUGGUGAUGACUCUGAGAUCUCAAAGGAAUCAUCAGGGGUAAAGAAGCGGCGAAUACCCCGUUUUGAGGAGGUAGAAGAGGAACCAGAGGUGAUCCCUGGACCUCCGUCAGAAAGCCCUGGCAUGCUAACGAAGCUCCAGAUCAAACAGAUGAUGGAGGCAGCAACGAGACAAAUCGAGGAAAGGAAAAAGCAGCUGAGCUUCAUCAGCCCCCCUGCACCUCAGCCAAAGACACCUUCUUCUUCCCAACCAGAGCGACUUCCAAUUGGCAACACUAUUCAGCCCUCCCAGGCCGCUACCUUUAUGAAUGAUGCCAUUGAGAAGGCAAGGAAAGCCGCUGAACUACAAGCCCGAAUCCAGGCCCAGCUGGCUUUGAAGCCAGGGCUUAUUGGCAAUGCCAACAUGGUGGGCCUAGCUAAUCUCCAUGCCAUGGGCAUAGCUCCACCGAAAGUCGAGUUAAAAGAUCAGACGAAGCCCACCCCACUGAUCCUGGAUGAGCAAGGCCGCACUGUGGAUGCCACAGGCAAGGAGGUGGAGCUCACACACCGCAUGCCCACCCUGAAGGCAAACAUUCGAGCUGUGAAGAGGGAACAGUUCAAACAGCAACUAAAAGAAAAGCCAUCAGAAGACAUGGAAUCUAAUACCUUUUUUGACCCCAGAGUCUCAAUUGCCCCUUCCCAGCGUCAAAGACGCACUUUUAAAUUCCAUGACAAGGGCAAAUUUGAGAAGAUUGCUCAACGAUUACGGACAAAGGCUCAGUUGGAAAAGCUGCAAGCAGAGAUUUCACAGGCUGCUAGAAAAACAGGCAUUCAUACGUCGACUAGACUUGCCCUCAUUGCUCCUAAAAAAGAGCUGAAGGAAGGCGACAUCCCUGAAAUUGAGUGGUGGGACUCCUACAUCAUUCCCAAUGGCUUUGACCUUACAGAGGAAAAUCCCAAGAGAGAAGAUUAUUUUGGAAUCACAAAUCUUGUUGAACAUCCAGCCCAGCUUAACCCUCCAGUUGACAAUGACACACCAGUUACCCUGGGUGUGUAUCUUACAAAGAAGGAGCAGAAGAAACUUCGGAGGCAAACAAGGAGGGAGGCACAGAAGGAGCUACAGGAGAAAGUCAGGCUAGGCCUGACACCUCCUCCAGAGCCCAAAGUGAGGAUCUCCAAUUUAAUGCGAGUAUUAGGAACAGAAGCAGUUCAAGACCCUACAAAGGUAGAAGCCCACGUCAGAGCUCAGAUGGCAAAGAGACAGAAAGCGCACGAAGAGGCCAACGCUGCCCGAAAACUUACAGCAGAACAGAGAAAGGUCAAGAAAGUUAAAAAGCUUAAAGAAGACAUUUCACAGGGGGUGCACAUAUCUGUGUAUAGAGUUCGAAAUUUGAGCAACCCAGCCAAGAAGUUCAAGAUCGAGGCCAAUGCUGGGCAGCUGUACCUGACGGGGGUGGUAGUGCUGCACAAGGAUGUCAACGUGGUGGUCGUGGAAGGGGGCCCCAAAGCCCAGAAGAAAUUUAAGCGUCUCAUGCUACAUCGGAUAAAGUGGGAUGAGCAGACGUCUAACACGAAGGGAGAUGGGCACAGCCAAAGACCGGAGCUUUGGAGAGAUGAAGUUCAAACAGUGCCCUACAGAGAACAUGGCGCGUGAGCAUUUCAAGAAGCACGGGGCUGAGCACUACUGGGACCUUGCCCUGAGUGAAUCUGUGCUGGAGUCCACCGACUGAGACGACUGCUAGCCUUGUGUCUUCUUCUCACUCUGCUUCCCAACCUUACCCAACUGUGCGUGUGAUCUCAGAACCGUGCCAGGCUGAUACUGGGGCAAAGAGACUACCAAGUUCACCCAGUCAGCCUGGUGCUACCCUUCCUCCUGUAUGUGCAUAUGAUUAAAGAGUUAUUUUUAAAAUUAG
Rattus norvegicus (Norway rat) is the source of this 2331-nucleotide messenger RNA. RefSeq names its product pre-mRNA processing factor 3 (gene Prpf3). Gene Ontology annotation, cellular component: precatalytic spliceosome; U12-type precatalytic spliceosome; U2-type precatalytic spliceosome. Gene Ontology annotation, biological process: spliceosomal tri-snRNP complex assembly; mRNA splicing, via spliceosome; mRNA processing. Lineage: Eukaryota; Metazoa; Chordata; Mammalia; Rodentia; Muridae. The record is from RefSeq and is marked validated. Gene Ontology annotation, molecular function: identical protein binding.